This is a messenger RNA of Toxotes jaculatrix (banded archerfish), 3655 nucleotides long. RefSeq names its product mical-like 2a (gene micall2a). NCBI's taxonomy places the organism in Eukaryota, Metazoa, Chordata, Actinopteri, Toxotidae. The record is from RefSeq and is a predicted model, not a curated record. Bases 99 to 2390 code for a protein of 763 amino acids. Gene Ontology annotation, molecular function: protein binding. The transcript has 17 exons.
AGCUCUCUUUCCUCCGGCUCCUCCACACUGAAACCUCUGCCUGUUGCACGCUUUUGUCUGUGGUGAGUGUUCAGCAGUGUCUGAGACGCGCUGGGAGCAUGGCUGCCAUCAAGGCUUUGGAGCAGUGGUGCAAAAUGCAGUGUGAGGGCUACCGGGACGUGGCCAUCACCAACAUGACGACUUCAUUCAGGAACGGAUUGGCUUUCUGUGCACUUAUACACAAGUACAGACCGGACUUAAUAGACUAUGACUCACUCAGAAAGGAGGAUGUGUUCGAGAACAACAGGCUGGCUUUUCAGGUGGCAGAGGAGAAGUUGGGGAUUCCAGCUUUGUUAGAUGCAGAAGACAUGGUGGCUUUAAGGAUCCCAGACAGGCUGAGCAUUCUCACCUACGUCUCCCAGUACUACAACUACUUCAAAGGACGACCUCCGAUGGGAGGUGUAAAAAGGCCAGCAGAGGGCUCCAAGGAGGAGCCAUCAGAGAAGAAAAAUCUCCCAGUGGUUGCCAAAACCUUUGUGCCUAAAAUUGCCAUUGAGAAUCGUUUACCUUCCGCUCUAACAGCUCAGACCUCACCCAAGUUGGCCAGAGCUGCUGCCCAGAAGGCGGUUUUGGCAGAAAAUGCCAACAAAAAUGGGACUCUCAACAGCAAGUGUGUUGCAUGCAAGAGCCACGUUCACCUGGUUCAGAGGCACUUUGUUGAAGGCAGGCUCUAUCACAGAAGCUGUUUCAAAUGCAGUGAAUGCUCCAGCGUGCUUCAUGCAGGGGGAUACAGACCUGGGAAGAAUCCAGACACUUUUAUCUGUAACGCCCACCAGAACAGUCACAAAGCUUCCUCCUCCGAGGUUGGGAUCAAAAACGGAUCCACCAGUUCAGCUGUACGACCAAACGGUGCCAGCCAGACCCAGCCUGCAGCACGCCCCGCUUCUGUCCUAUCAGCCCCACUGAAUAUUGUUCUGAAGCCAGUCAGUCCUACUCCACCUUCCCAGUCCUGGACUGUCUCAGCCCAGAGGACACAGGCGGCCCGGCAGAAGUUUUUCCAGGCUGCAGCGUUAGUCACAGAGGUCUCGUCAGGGGACAGGAAGCCCACAGAGCCUUCAAGUGUUUUGGGAAGGGCAAAGGUCCCACUAAGUGCUAAUGAUGAGAAGAGCAGGACCAGUACAACCAUUGGAAAGAAACUAGCUGAAGAAAACUGCAACAAUAAUAACAAACGCCCAUUCAGCAUCCGUUCAGCAGAAAGACGGUUUGGAGAAGAGCCAAGUUCAGCUGACAGGCCUGUUUGGAGAAAGGAUAAAUGCAGCCAAGGCUCAGCAGGAAACUGGGCAAGACAGCCCUCCACCGGCCAGACAAACAAUAAGGAAUCACCAUGUCUGAAAGCCAUCAGCAAAGACAGCACAAGGCCAACAACUGUACACACAACAGCCAAAGUUUGCCAAGAAGAGCAAUCAAAACUCAAACCUGCGGGAACCGGGUUAGGUUCAAAAGAUGCUGAAGCUGAAGCCUCCACUGAGCAACAUAAGCCUGGAUUCAUGUCUUCAGAUGUCUCCAUCAUUACAACAAGGCCUCCCCUGUCCUCGGCCCCUGCAGCUGCAGCUCCAGUUAGCUGUGCUCUGUUUGAUCCUGCGCACGUCAUGGAGGUGUCUCCACAGAAAUCUCAGCCUGCCUCUGGAAACCCGGGUUUUAAACAUGGGAGUCAUUCGCCUGUGAAAUCCCCACCCAGACGGCCAGCUGUGGAAUCUAUUAGCUUUUCAACGGCUGCUCCAGCCAAUCACGGAAAUCCGUCAGGUGCUAAAAAGGGAAAGUAUUUGUCACCCACCAACGCCUCCAGGACUGAAAUGAGGUCACCCUCUGUGAAGUCUUAUCAUAUCCCGGUGGAGCAGAUCGAGAGGGAGCUGAAUGAUAUUGAGACAAACUUGGCUCAGUUGGAGAAGGAGGGAGUGGAGCUGGAAAAGAAGCUCCGCAGCUGCGAGGAAGAGGGAGAAGGAGACAUAUUGAUGGACCCACUUAUGGUUGACUGGUUCAACCUGAUUCGAAAGAAGCAGAUGUACAUUAGGAAGGAGUCAGAGCUUGUAUACAUAGCCAGGACUCAGGAGCUGGAGCAGCAGCAGCCAGGUGUGGAGGGGGAACUUCGCAGGCUUCUGGAGAAGCCAGAGCAUUUAAAGUCCAGAGAGGAGCAACAGCGGGAGACGUUGUUGAUGCAGAGACUGAUGGAGAUUGUGAACGGCAGAAAUGCGAUUGUGGAGGGUUUGGACGAAGACAGGCUGAGGGAAGUGGAGGAGGAUCUGCAGUUGAAUGAAAUGAUGAAAAAUCUUGGAGUAAAGAAAACCAAAAAUAAGAGGAAAUCCUCCAUCUCAAAACUGUUCAGACGAAGAAGCAAAAGACGAGUGGAAUGAUUCUCAAGGGAAUUUUUUAACUAAAUUUCAUAAUUUUCUUUUCGUAUGAAUAUUCCUUAUAAACAUUUCAAGGUUUUUGUAUUUGAGUACUUCAGUACAUAGCAUGCUAAUGAGAAGGCGAAGGGAAAGAUAUCAAAUUAGGAAGUAUAAUGGUCAAGUUUUUUCUUGUCUGCAAUCUUUCUUCCUGGCUGUUUUCAAAAAUUUCAAGCUAAAUGUUCAACUAAAGUGUUGUUCUGGUUCAAGAUUCACCUUCAGUUCUUAGUUUGGUGGUAUUUAAGUGGAGUGAGAGGUUUCUUUAUAGGUUAUGAUUCACUAACACUUUUUUUCACAAGGGGUGUCAUAUUUUUCCACAAUUGUUGUUCACAGUUUAAAAAAAGAAAGGUGUUUUAUUAUGUUGCAUAUGCUAGCCACUGGAGUAGUCACAAAAAAUGCCGCCAUUAAUGGAUAUGCAUACAAUAUAAAAAGAUACCGUAUAUUUUUUGAAUGAUUGGAGUGAGGUAUAUAAUUUAUAUGUUCAUCAGAUUAAAAUGCACUUGGUCAAAAAUCUGGAUGUUGGGAGUCGAAGUCAUAUAUCAUGAUGUGUACAUAACAAAGGGAGCACUGGGUGUUCCACUUGCAAAUAGGAAUGAUGAGAAUAAAUGAGUAAUCCUUCAACGGUCUUGAUCCAAAAUGAAAUUAUUUCAGUAUUUAUUUAAUAAUGGAUUUUAACAAAUUUCCUGUAAGGAUAUUAGCAGGAGAAAAAGCCUUGACAAUUAAGUUUGAAUGGCUGUGGAGUGUAAAAUGGAGAGCCACACAUGUUGAACUGCCUUGCUGCAGACUGUAGUUCCUCUCUCACACUGUACUGUAGGUGGCAGCCUGGGUAUGCUGUAUCACAAGGCAAGAACUUGGAAAUCCAAUUUGCCACAGUACAGACAGUUAAUUUCUUUGCUAAUUUUAUAAAUGCUGCAAAAAUGUUCAGCUGUGCUGAUGCAAUAAUGUUAUGUGAAAGAGGAUUAGGUAGAGCAGUAGCUUAUGGCCGAGGAAGGCUUAUAAACUAUAGGUUGUAUUGAGCUCUUUAUCUUCAAACCUGGUUUAAUUAAACAUUACUCUUUACUAAUAUCUGCAUCAGAAUUGCUCUGUACCUGAGCUAUUGAAAUGUUCAAAUGACAUGUAGAGUCACUCAUGUGUGAAAAUGGCAUUCACUGUUUGUAAGGAAUAUACUGUGAUGUUGCAUUUUAGAAGCGUUAUAGAAAGGUAUGUGCUUGUACUCUAUUUAUAUUUUUAAA